CUACUUCCGUUCUACUUUGCCUCUUACGUUUACGUGAAGACUUGCUAUUUUAGUAUAUAUUUUAGUCUCUUACAGCGGGUCGGAGCCGCUAAAAUAUGUCGAGGUGAACAACAACCAACGUUUUUCUGACGGACCAAGAGAAAACUCGUCUUAAACAGUGACAGGAAAUGGAUUUCCAGAAGUUGCUCCUCAGCGUGGGUAAAUCCUUGUCUGAUGAUGAGGUAGAAGCAAUAGCUUUUCUGUGUACUGACCUUGUGCACAGGAACCCAAACUCUGUGGAGUCUAUUAAUGGCCUCUUCUCCUUACUCAUAAACGAAGACCACCUGUCCGCUGAAGACCCAAGGCUUCUGGUGGAGCUUCUCCACACCAUCCAGCGUCAUGCUAUCCUGCGUGACCAUGGAGUCUCUGUACAACAGUUUACAUCUAGAGGUCUCAUCUCACCCUACAGGAAGCUGCUGUACCACCUCUCAGAGAACAUCACGGAUUCUGACCUUAAACAGAUCAAGUUCCUGCUAAAAGACAUCCCACGAAGAAAACUUGAACAAAACACUACGCUGGGGGUCUUCCUGGAGAUGGAGCGCAUGGACCUCAUUAAUGAAGAUAAUCUUGAUUAUCUUGAAGACAUAUUUAACUCAGUGUGUCCUGUGCUGAAUGAAAAGAUCCGUCACUUUAAGGAGGAAGUGUCACGUCCAAGGUCGUCAUCUUUGCCUUUUGUAUUAAACCAGAUCCCAAAACCUUUCACCAGGACUGGCUCAUGGAAUCUUAGUGAUCCACGACCUCCUUUGUCUCCAGUGAAUCCUUUCAACACCUCUUAUGAUGUUCACCAAGUUGGAAAUAGACCUGAGGCAGUGACCUGUAGACCAAAUGUUUCGGGGCAAAUGGCUUCUUUGGAUACAGUGUCGCCUCCAGAAAUCAGGGACUCAGAGUCCCGGGAAAAUGUUGAGGGUCUGAAUGUAUAUCCAAUGACUGGAGAGAAGAGAGGUAUCUGUUUGAUAGUGAGUAACAAUGACUUCUCUAAUUCCCUACAACCUUUAAAAGAAAGAGUGGGAACCAAGACUGACGAAUGUUCUCUGGAGAAAGUGUUUAAAUGGCUGGGCUUUGAUGUGCAGAUACACCGUGACUGUGAUGGGAAAAAAUUGCAGUCUCUGUUUGUGGAGCUCGGUAAAAAGGACCACAGGCUGAUGGACUGCCUGGUGUGCUGUGUUCUCACUCAUGGCGAAGAGGGGUUGGUGUAUGGUGUAGACGGCAGCUCUGUUAAGAUCAAGGAUCUGAUGCACCCCUUCGAUGGACAGAGGUGCCCCUCUUUACUUAAAAAACCCAAGUUGUUUUUCAUCCAGGCCUGCCAAGGCAACAAAGAGCAGCCACGAGUCCAAACAGACGGCACUGAAGAUGAAACCAGCAAUGUUUUUAGUGACGCGAAAAUUACUAUAGAGAGCAUCCCAUCUGCAGCAGACUUCCUGGUGGGAAUGGCCACUGUUCCUGAAUAUGUCUCCUUCAGAGACCGGAAACAUGGCACCUGGUAUAUCCAGUCAUUGUGCAGAAACCUUGUGAUGUUUGUGCCAAGGAGGGUCGAUCUUGUCUCCAUUCUCACAGAAGUGAACAACGAUGUUAGCAAGAAGACAGAUGAACUUCAGCGAAAAAAGCAAAUGCCUCAACCAGCCUUCUCACUCCGAAAGAGGGUGGUCUUCCCAGUCCCCAAAGAACCUCCACCGAACCUACAGUGAUUUUCUUUUUGUGUGACAAAACCAAUCCCUGAGACACUGGGGGUUAUUUUCCACUGACAUUUUCCAGUUUUGAAUCAGUUUCUGAGUUUUGAAGAAACCGGUUUAUCCGUUAUUACCGUAUAUACAAACCUCAUGACUCUCCUGCUCUUCGAAUGGGACAAAUACAUUUUUGCUCUCCACACGUUUCUCAAACUCUACCAACAGAUUCAUUUUACUGUGACCUUUGUGCUCUGUUGUUGAAAUUGAUUUAAAUCUUGCAGUUCAUCAUGCCUAUAUUUUAUUUGUAGGCAUACCUGGAUAUAGAGCUUCUUUCUUGUUUCAUUGCUAUGAAAGUACUUUGCUGUUUUUUUCCAGUUAAAUUGUUGUAUAGGAAAUGUAUGACUGCUUGCACAUUAUUUUGAAAUAUCACAAAGAAGCCAGCAUAACAAUACUACAACCUUUUCCUUCAUUUUCCUAUUCCAUGUUUCCUGAAUGUUGUUUCCGUGAAGUCAUGUGCUUCAAUCUGCCAUAAAUAAUUUAAUCAAUACUGCAAAUUGAUUAAAUUUGUUAAGGGGUGCAUAAAUAGAAAGGGUUCCUGUCACUAUGCCCAACUCAGGGAGAUUACGUUGCUUCAUUUGAAUUAUAAAUAUCUAUAUAAAAGGACUUUGAAAUAUGUUGUACAUAUAUUAUAAAUGAACUAAAUGAAUGUAAAAUUAUGAAAUAAACUAAACCUGAAGAAAAGGUA
Messenger RNA from Girardinichthys multiradiatus, 2448 nucleotides. It is a transcript of the gene casp10, whose product is annotated as caspase 10, apoptosis-related cysteine peptidase. Gene Ontology annotation, biological process: negative regulation of extrinsic apoptotic signaling pathway via death domain receptors; proteolysis. NCBI's taxonomy places the organism in Eukaryota, Metazoa, Chordata, Actinopteri, Cyprinodontiformes, Goodeidae. Bases 168 to 1724 code for a protein of 518 amino acids. The record is from RefSeq and is a predicted model, not a curated record. Gene Ontology annotation, molecular function: protein binding; cysteine-type endopeptidase activity. The transcript has 13 exons.